AUGCAUCACUUUCUUUUCUCAUUCGUCGUGGCUCUCUGCCUUGGCGCGCACUGUGCGGUCGCAGCAUUGACGUCGGGCGAAAUUGCCAACUCCCUUAAUGAGCUAGCACAGCAAGGAUUUGCUGCAAAGCAGCUCGUAUUGGAAAUCAAUUCCACUGGGGAUGCUGGUCCGAUCACGGAUGUCUACGCCGAGAUCGACACGAUGGUCACUGUGGUUCUGUCGAAUGUGAAUUUCAUGUCGAACACGCCAAUCAUCACCGGCCAGCCGGAGCAGCAGGAAGUAUAUGAGGGAUACUCGAACUUCGUACAAUCCCUACUUGAGCUCAUGGAUGCUUUUUCGAGCAGCGCAUCCCAGCUGAAAUCUAUCAACCAAGCCGCCGAAAUCAAGGUUCCAUCUGAGGUUCGCAUCUUGGAAGCUGCUGUUGACGCCUACUUCUACAACAUCAUCGGUCUUUUCCCAGAAACCAGCUCAUACAACGCCCAGGCCAACCUUCAGAAAGCUCAGGUGGAUACACAUUGUUUCCAGGCUGUUUGGGCAUUUGAUCUCGGCGCUAGCAAUGGUAAUCAGACUACCAAACGGGCGCGCAGCCACAGCUCGCUUCAUUCUCGGUGGAUGAAGCGCGGUUCCCUCUGA
Penicillium brevicompactum is the source of this 633-nucleotide messenger RNA. RefSeq lists its product as uncharacterized. NCBI's taxonomy places the organism in Eukaryota, Fungi, Ascomycota, Eurotiomycetes, Eurotiales, Aspergillaceae. The record is from RefSeq and is a predicted model, not a curated record. The transcript is spliced from 4 exons. Bases 1 to 633 code for a protein of 210 amino acids.